Toxorhynchites rutilus septentrionalis is the source of this 1497-nucleotide messenger RNA. RefSeq lists its product as uncharacterized. Lineage: Eukaryota; Metazoa; Arthropoda; Insecta; Diptera; Culicidae. The coding region runs from base 1 to 1497 and encodes 498 amino acids. The transcript has a single exon. The record is from RefSeq and is a predicted model, not a curated record.
AUGUCGAAUGAGAACAUUCAGCAGCCGUCGUCAAUGUCCACUGACACGCUCAUCCUCCAAGUGCUGAGACAGCUUCAACAGCAGCAGCUUGUUACGAACGAGCUCCUCCGCAGCCAGCAGCAAUCCAACGAACAACAGCGCGUGUUCAUCCAGCAACAGGAGAACACCCUCCGGAAUAUCCAGGUCCAGGUUCCGGCAAAUCCCGAGGCGAUUCUUGACUCGUUGGCAUCGAACGUGAAAGAGUUCCGGUAUGACGCCGGGAACAAUGUAACUUUUUCGUCAUGGUUGUCGCGGUACGAAGAGCUGUUUGCUAACGAUGCUGCACGACUUGAUGACCCAGCAAAGGUUAGGUUGCUGAUGCGAAAACUCGGUAUCACAGAACACGAGCGUUACUGUAGUUAUAUUCUACCGAAAACCUCGAAGGACUUUACCUUCGAUGAAACUGUCGCUAAGUUAAAAGGGCUGUUUGGAGCAGCUGAAUCGCUGAUUAGCAAACGCUAUCGCUGCCUCCAGAUUGCUAAAAGCUCUACCGAGGAUUUCAUUACAUACACCUGUCGGAUCAACAAAGCUUGCGUUGAAUUCGAGUUAGGAAACCUUUCAGAGGAACAGUUUAAAGUGCUCAUUUUCGUCUGCGGUUUGACGUCGGAAACGGAUGCUGAAAUCCGGACUCGGUUGCUAGCACGAAUUGAGGAGAAGAGUGACAUUACACUCGAGCUGCUUUCCGCCGAAUGCCAACGCUUGCUGAAUUUGCGGCAUGACACUGCCAUGAUUGAGGACACAAGUAGCUCUGUAAAUGCCAUCAAACAUCGGUUCCAAUACAAGAAGCAACCCCGAGCGUGGAAACAGACCACCAGUCCGUCGUCAUCAUCAUCGUCAUCGUCAUCACCCAACGAGAAUAACAAAAAAGUACCGCCUAGUCCUUGUUGGAAAUGUGGAGCAAUGCACUAUGUGCGUGACUGUAAAUAUAAAGACCACAAGUGUUCAAGGUGUAACCAAAGCGGACACAAAGAAGGUUAUUGUGACAGUGACAAGAAAUCCCCUAAGAAGAGGUUGAAGAGACGAUUGAGAAAUCUAACUGUGGAAGCGAAAACUGUACAAGUGUCAGUAAACAAUGUGCGCGGAAGAAGACGAUUCGUUCCAGUUUUUCUCAACGGUGUCGCGGUUCGACUACAGUUCGACUCGGCGUCGGAUAUUACCGUGGUAUCCAGUGCAACCUGGAAACACCUGGGACAGCCACCAACCAGACCACCGUCCGUUCAUGCCAAAACAGCAUCAGGUGAUCCUCUUGACCUACAAUCGGAGUUUGACUGCUCGAUCACCGUCAACGAUAAAACACAUGAAGGUACUAUCUACGUUGUUGCGCAGGAUUUGCACAUUCUGGGAUUAGAUUUGGUAGAGAAGUUCCAGCUAGACGCCAUUCCCAUGAACGUUUUCUGCCGCCAAGUAAACAACUUCUCUUCGUCCAUGGUUGAGCGACUCAAAGCCGCUUACCCAUAA